AUGGUGACAGAUACCGGUGCGCGGCCCAAAAAGGGCCCUGCCAAACGUAAGGGCAAUCAGAAAUCUCUGCGUGAAAGAAGGGAUAUUGAUAUUAUGAAUACAAAUGAUAGUAGCAUUGUAUCCAAGAGAAGCGUUUCCAAACUAUAUCUCAGUCAUGAACCAGACUUUUAUGAGCCAUUCGUGCCAAAAUUUGUUCGUCGCAACCCACUCAUCAACCGCGGCUACUGGCUGCGAAUGCACGCCAUUGAGCAGGCAGUCCAUCGCUUUCUGAAAGAAGAGAAUGGAAAGUCAAAAGUCGUUGUGAAUCUUGGAUGUGGAUAUGAUCCCUUGCCCUUCCAGUUCUGGCACAGGUAUCCUUCUCUCGCACAAUCGGCUACCUUUGUGGAUGUUGACUAUCCGCAAUUGAUGGAGAAGAAGCGGGACCGCAUGCUAAGCAAUGACCUCCUUCGAAACGCCCUGCUGAAGACCAAGCUCCGUCAGACCGAGCAGCCUAUACUUCUCCGCAGUGACGGCUAUAUGGCACUAGGCUGCGACCUCAAAGAUCUUGCAACACUCGAAAGAGUUCUUCGAGCCGAGUUUGAUAUUUCGGCAACCACGAUUUUAUUCGUCGCCGAAGUGUCUGUGACUUACAUGCCGCUCAAGGACUCUGAUGCAUUGAUACAGUGGGCCAGCACCAUCGGAGACGCCCGCUUCUGUAUACUAGAACAGUAUCUUCCUCAGGGCCCAGAACACCCCUUCGCUAAAACUAUGCUCUCUCACUUUGACAAAUUACAGGCGUCAAUCAAAGCGGUUAAGCUACAUUCAUCACUGGAUCAACAAGCAGCUCGAUUCCGCAACGCCGGUUGGCCAACGCUUGUCAUGGCUCGUAAUCUGUGGGACCUCUGGUCCGAUGAUUCGUUUACCCCUCCUAGCCUCAGACGCACGAUCAAUGCCACUGAGCCCUUUGAUGAGUGGGAGGAAUUCGCGCUAUUCGGCAGCCAUUAUUUCCUGCUUGUCGCAUCCAACAUGGAGACACAGGGGUCAAAUGAGCCGAUCCACGAGGAGACAACCACUAGGGAGAGUGCGAAUGGCACCGACGCGGGAAGUAUUACCCUGCAUUGUUGGAAGCAGCACAAUGAUACUACCUUGACGCCACGCCGUUUCCCGGCGGCUUUCGCACUGGACAAGGAUACAGUGGCCCUUCAUGGAGGACAGGGAACGCAGACCCGUCUCGCCGAUAUGGACAUGCUGGGACAAGAUGAUUCUGACCAGGAUCGUGCCGUUCAACCUGGUAAUCUGCUACCUACUGCACGUAUGUGCCAUACAAUCACAUCGAUGCAAGAUGGUGAGGCGUUGUUGGUCGGAGGACGUGGGUCGCCCACCCAAGCAUGCGCAGAUUGCUGGCUCUUCAAACAUGGAACUUGGACCAAAGUAGAUGAUCUCGCGCCAGCUCGUUAUCGUCACUCAGCGGUUGCUGUUCAACUAGGAUCUGGUGAGACAUAUACGCAUGGAGUGUUAGUAUUUGGUGGCAAAGCCAGUGACGGCACAGUACUUGACGCCAAUGACUACUGUGCUCUGUGGACUGCCAACACCGGCUGGCACAGCAUUUCCGUCGACGGACCGCACCCGUCUCCACGUUUUGGUGCCGCAACGUGUACGAUCAAUUCAGCCAGAAACUGCGGGCUGCUCACAGGAGGCGGCAACGAGAGCGGCGUGGUUGUCGACGACGCCUUAUGGGAGUGGUCCAUUUCCGCCACACCAACACCACGAGUGAGCUUCAAGGACCGCACCAAUGACGUGCGCAGUAGCCUGACAAAUUCUGCACACGCGCGUAUAGGCUCUGUCCUAGUCCCCUGGAACGAUGCUCUGUUGAUGAUUGGAGGUGUUUCGAAGAAACAUAUCCACAGUCUAUCAGACGACUUUCUGCUCUUGACAUGCAAGGACACGAUCAUUCAAGUGGAGCGUCCCAGCAUGCACGUCGCGCCCCACAUGUCGUGGCCUUUGCUAGUGGGUGUAGGAGCCGUUUCAUCCUCUCGAGACGAGAUUGUGCUUGCAGGAGGAGGAGCGGUAUGCUUCUCGAUGGGCAGCUACUGGAACCAAGAUCCGAUUUCCAUCCUCCCUGGCGCUACGCAAGGGGCCAAGUCGUGGCGUUGUGUUGGGCCGAGUCAGGCUGGCAGCGGCACAGCAGGCACAAAAGGCACAGGACAAGCGAAUGCAGCUGAAACAAGACGUGAUGGUCGUCGAGAGAAGGCAAGUGUGAAAAAGAGGCCUGUGAUGGUGGCACGUACGGCCGAUAUCCAGAGGUCCCAGGUCAGUUCGUCAGAUGACUUUGCGAGACUCGUUGCCUCCUCAAAGCCUGCCAUCAUCACCGGUCUUGACAUUGGCCCGUGCACAGACCUUUGGACUCUGGACUACCUGAAAGAGAAAAUUGGUCCAGAAAGGGAAAUCGUAGUCCACGAGUGUUCAUCCGAUCGGAUGACGUUCAAGGACAAGAACUUCUCCUACGUGAAGAAAUCCACCGCAGACUUCCUCGACGGCAUUGCAAAAGGCUCCCAUGAAUACCUGCGUGCUGUGUCAUCAAGCCAGCCAAACAAGCUGCCUACAAAACUCGAAGAAGACUUCCCUUCCAUUUCUAAUGACUUUAGAAUCCCAGAUGUGUGUGACGUAGUCAAGGAAAACUAUCACAGCUCCCCACUCCGCAUCUCAGGCCCAGUGACUCUAUGGCUACACUACGAUGUCCUAUCCAACAUCCUAUGCCAAGUCCACGGCAAAAAGACACUGUUUCUUUACCCACCCUCUGAUGUCUCCCUCUUGGACUUCCCACCAGGAGGCUCCUCGUCAAACACCGAUGUCCUGACGUCCAAAAACCACAAGCUACGUCGUACGCACCCGCACGUAGCAUCUCUCGCGCCUGGGGACAUCCUAUUCAUUCCCCCCAUGUGGAGUCACACGGCGACGCCUGAGGACGGCGUUAGUGUAGCGGUAAAUGUAUUUUGGAGGGGUCUGGAUAAGGGAUAUGCGGCGGGCAAGGAUGUCUAUGGCAACAGGGAUCUACAGGCGUACGAAAAUGGGAGGAGGGAUGUGGAGAAGAUUGUGAGGGCAUUCAAGGAUAUACCAGGGGACGUGUCGAGGUUUUAUCUUGAGAGGUUGGCGGGGGAGAUUUUGGAGAAGGCGCAGAAAAUGGGUGUGGAGAAGGAUGUGAAGCAUGAUGAAGAGAAAGUGUAG
Bipolaris victoriae FI3 is the source of this 3204-nucleotide messenger RNA. RefSeq lists its product as hypothetical. The record is from RefSeq and is a predicted model, not a curated record. Gene Ontology annotation, molecular function: tRNA methyltransferase activity; protein binding. NCBI's taxonomy places the organism in Eukaryota, Fungi, Ascomycota, Dothideomycetes, Pleosporales, Pleosporaceae. Gene Ontology annotation, biological process: wybutosine biosynthetic process; tRNA methylation. The transcript is spliced from 6 exons. Bases 1 to 3204 code for a protein of 1067 amino acids.